This is a messenger RNA of Prosopis cineraria, 2296 nucleotides long. RefSeq names its product transcription factor GTE7-like. Gene Ontology annotation, molecular function: protein binding. The record is from RefSeq and is a predicted model, not a curated record. Lineage: Eukaryota; Viridiplantae; Streptophyta; Magnoliopsida; Fabales; Fabaceae.
AGGGUAAAACGAAAUUUGAACCCUAUGUUCGACGUUCUCUCUUCGAUCGGGAAUCUGAGGAUUGAUCGGCGGCGCGUGUAAUUUUCUUCUGGCGCGUUUUUGGGGAAGCGGCGCGUGUAAUCGAGGGUACUGCUGAUUCAUGUUUCGUACAACCUGCAUUGGGGAAUUGAUGCCGGAGAAACGCCGGAAUCGUGAAGGAUUACCGUGAUUUUUGCUCGUCCAUGGCAUCCGCCGUCCUAGCCAACCGGAACGAACCCAAUUGGCCGCAGCACAAAGGCGGUGGAGCCGGACUCAUGGGAAAAGUACCAUUCUCUAACCCUAACCCUAAGCAUAAAAUCGGGAACAAGAAGACCCAAUCGGCGUCAGAUGAUGCUUCUUCUAUCAAUUGGCGUUCGAACGAUUCCAAUCAUUCCCAAUUCGUGACCUUCAAUAUCGCCUCGUCUACGAAGAAGGAGCUCAGCGAGCUCAAGAACCGUCUAAUCUCGGAGCUCGAACAGAUUCGGCAACUGAAAAGUCGCAUCGAGUCCGGCGAAUUUCAACCUAGACCUACCUUCAAUGGGCCGUCGAAGAAAUCGGCAAGCAAGAAGAUGUCUGGUAACAAGCGACCCUUGCCGUUGAAUCCCGGUAAGGAUUUGAAACGGUCUCAUUCGGAUAUUGGAAAUUUGAUCAGGGCUUGUGGGCAGGUUUUGCAAAAGCUGAUGAAACACAAGCACGGGUGGAUUUUCAAUGUUCCGGUCGAUGUUGUGGGUAUGGGUCUUCACGAUUACUAUGAUAUAAUUAAGCGGCCGAUGGAUCUAGGCACUGUGAAGUCCAAUCUUGCGAAGAAUGCGUAUGAGACGCCAGCGGAUUUUGCAUCUGAUGUGCGAUUGACUUUCAACAACGCAUUGACUUAUAAUCCUAAGGGUCAUGAUGUGUACGUCAUGGCGGAACAGCUUCUGGCAAGGUUUGAGGAACUGUACCGGCCUCUGCACGAGAAGUUUGAAGAUUUUCUUCGAGAAGAUCAUAUCUUUGAUGAAGAAUUGCCAGCAAGCUCGUGGAAUCAAGUCGAGCCAGAAAGGGUAAAGAAGAAGGAGAAUAUGAUUCCUCCAGUAAACCAGCCAGACCCCGUGCCGGCACCUGCAAGUUCUUCAAACCCACCAUUGCUGCAGUCUCCGGUGCGUACUCCAUCUCCAAUGCGGGCACCUCCGGUGAAGCCUUUGAAGCAACCGAAGCCAAAGGCAAAGGACCCAAAUAAGAGGGACAUGAGUCUUGAGGAGAAGCACAAGUUGGGGAUUGGGUUGCAGAGUUUGCCACCAGAGAAAAUGGAGCAAGUGGUUCAAAUUAUAAGGAAAAGGAAUGGACAUUUGAAGCAGGAUGGGGAUGAGAUCGAGCUUGAUAUUGAGGCUGUUGACACCGAGAUUUGGGAACUUGACAGAUUAGUUACUAAUUGGAAAAAAGUGAGCAAGAUUAAGCGACAGGCACUCAUGGCCAACAAUAAUACAGCGUCAAGCAAAGGCAAUGGGGAUUUGCCUUCGAGUGAAAAGGUCGAUUCUGCGCCAGCGGAGAUCAAGAAGCUAAAGAAAAUGGAAGCUGGAGACGAGGAUGUGGACAUUGGAGAUGAGAUGCCCAUGAGUAUUUUCCCCCCAGUGGAGAUUGAGAAAGAUAAAGAUGUCAUUGGAGGUCACGCAGCUAGUAGUUCUAGUAGCUCCAGCAGUUCGAGUAGUGAUUCCUCUUCAUCAAGCGAUUCUGAUUCAGGGAGUUCUUCCGGGAGUGAUUCUGAAGCAGACAACGGCCACUUGUAGCAGCAGGGCUCUUAAGACAAAUGAUGAUCAAGAUGAGAUGAAUGUGGGUUGGCGGAUGAAGGAUGGUUUCCCUCCAUUGGCUUUCCUUGAUGCUGGUAUCGUAACGGGCUGAUGCAAUAUGAAAUGCACUCUUGAUUUUCAGGGGCUUUGGGUAUUGUUUGAAGAUUUCUAUUUGGUAGUUGCUGAUUGGAUUGUCUUGCUGAGUUCCUGCUGAGGGGUUGUGGUUUGACCUAAGUGUAAAAAUUGGCGCCGGGAAACAGGAUAGUUGGAGGAGAUAAAAACAACCAAUGUGUAGAUCAGAAAAAGUAGAAUGAUAAGUGGUGAAAAUUAGGAUAGUUGCUUCAGAACCUAGGAAUAGAAUGAACAGAAUUGGUGCCUUUUGAGUUACUUGUACACAUUACCUACGGUGAAUAGAUGGUGGAUCAUCUUUACUGGGGAAGAUCCUUUUUGCGGAUCUGCAAAAUCAGAGUUGUUGGUAUCAAUUAAUUAAUUGGAUAUAAGGGUUUAAUUUUCCA